GUUUUUUUACGCGGACGAUACCCACUUUCUUGAAGUCCUUUUAAUGUCAAAUGUAUCCCGACUUCAGCUCCACCUACCCCAACCAGCCCGUCAAAAAACAAAGGAAUCAGUACUAGAGACCCCUUCAAUUUCAUCAUGCAAGCCUUUUUUGUUUGUUAUUCAUUUGGAAAUGCAUCUUACUCUGUUUUUUCGUUGAAAAAUAUGAGUGUGGUAGAAACCUGAUGAAUUAUUAGGUGAGACUUGGGUAAGGAGCUCUGAAUUGUGGGCUUUUGUGUGUUUAGAGAAUGGCGUGCAGAGGGUUCUUCGAAUGCUUGCUGAAGCUUCUGAACUUCUUAUUGACCCUUAUUGGCCUGGCUAUGAUUGGAUAUGGUGUGUAUCUCUUUGUGGAAUACAAAAAACAUUCUUCAUCUUCUCACAGUCUUGAAAUGAUUCAGCUUGGUCGCCCUAUCCUAAUGCCAGUUUCUUUGAGUAACAACAUAUUUGAUAACCUCCCAAAUGCAUGGUUCAUAUAUUUGUUUAUUGCAAUCGGAAUAAUAAUUUCUAUAAUAUCUUGCUUUGGCUGCAUUGGAGGUGCAACAAGGAACAGAUGCUGUCUCUCUUGUUAUUCAGUCUUGAUAAUGCUGUUGAUCUUGCUAGAACUUGGAAUUGCCGCUUUUAUAUUCUUUGACAAAAGUUGGAAAGAGAAAAUCCCGACGGAUAAAACGGGAAAUUUUGAUAUGAUAUAUGACUUUGUGGAAGAUCACUGGGAUAUUCUUAGAUGGGCUGCCCUUGGGACUGUAGUGUUACAGGCACUCGUAUUUUUGUUGGCCCUUAUGGUGAGGGCUGUAAACAGACCGGUAGACUAUGACAGUGACGAUGAAUAUAUAGGUGGUCCUAGGCAGCAGGCCCGACAACCACUGAUUAGUAACAGACAAUCCACCCCUCCUCAAAGUGUACCUGCAGCUGCUACGCUUGACUUUCAUCCCCAAAGUCGUAGUGAUGCUUGGAGUACACGUAUGAGGGAAAAGUAUGGGCUUGACACUUCAGAGUUCACAUACAAUCCAUCAGAGUCAUCAAACAGGUAUCAACAAACCAGUGUACAACCCCAAGAGCAAAGUAGCCGAUGUACCGUAAUGUGACAAUAUGUGGUUGGAGGUUUAUAACUGCUAUUCUGCAAGAACUAGUAACGGUUACAAAUUGUUUAGUUCUUAUGAUGGUAUGGUUAUGCACAAGUUACACAUGUGCUAUGAAGUUAGACCAAUCUUUUAAGGAGCUUAAUUUCAGACAAUGAGGGUGUUUGUUUCACCUUAUUGCAGGGGAUUCUGUUGUUUAGAUGAGUUUUAAAUAAUCCCAGACCAGACGCUUUGGUCUAUGAGUAUCAUUGCAACCUGGUUCUGAACCAGUUUAUUUUUUACUAUAUAAUUAUAAAUAUGUUAAAUGUAGAAUACAUAUAUAAUCAUACAAUGUGAAUAAUGUGUU
Molecule: messenger RNA, 1458 nt
Organism: Cuscuta europaea
Lineage: Eukaryota; Viridiplantae; Streptophyta; Magnoliopsida; Solanales; Convolvulaceae
Source: the annotation of a GenBank genome assembly